CGGGGUGGCAACGCUGGGCGACGGAACAGCUGUUUAAAAACCAAAAACGUGGAGAUACUGAAGAAGUAAAAUCAUUUGAGAGUACCGAGAACGCUAGGAAAGUUUCCCCAAAGAGCGCCCAAAUAAGUCCCAAAAUAAAAAUCGAGUCAGCCGAAGAGAACCGCCUCCUCCGUUUGCGACGAUAAGCAAAAGCCCGCUCUCUCGUUGGAGGUAUAAAUUCUGAAUGGCAUUAAAAAGUUGCGCUCUUUUUCUUCAGAACCGUCGCUAAGAUAGGACGUGUAUUGGCUGCGCCGCUGAUUUGGUUGCCGUCGCUGAACCAGUAUAACUCAGAAACACUCCACCAACAAUUUAGCCGACCGGAACUCGGGUUAUAGCACUGCUCCCCCAUUGCCCCUACAAACUUCAAGCUACAUAUUACAAACUACCCAUCAACAUGCCGCAAAAGACAAACGGACACAGCGCCAACGGAUGCAAUGGCAGCAAUGGCAACUCAUAUGACAUGGAAGACGGAGCUACAUUCCUGUUCACUUCCGAGUCCGUUGGCGAGGGUCAUCCAGACAAAAUGUGCGACCAAAUCAGCGACGCUAUCUUGGAUGCCCAUCUGAAGCAGGACCCGAACGCGAAGGUGGCCUGUGAAACCGUCGCCAAGACGGGCAUGAUUCUGCUCUGCGGCGAGAUCACUUCAAAGGCUGUGGUCGACUACCAGAAGGUUGUUCGUGAGACAGUGCAGCACAUUGGCUAUGAUGACUCCUCCAAGGGUUUCGAUUGGAAGACACUUAACCUGCUAGUAGCCAUCGAGCAACAGUCGCCCAACAUUGCCAACGGUGUUCAUAUCAACCGCGAAGAAGAAGACGUCGGCGCUGGUGACCAGGGUAUCAUGUUUGGAUAUGCCACCGACGAAACCGAGGAAUGUAUGCCCCUCACCGUCGUUUUGGCUCACAAAUUAAACGAAAAGAUUGCUGAGCUGCGUCGCUCAGAUGUCUUCUGGUGGGCUCGCCCCGAUUCCAAAACACAAGUCACCUGCGAGUACCUCUUCAAUCAGGGAUCAGCAGUUCCCAAGCGUGUCCACACUAUUGUAGUGUCCAUGCAGCAUUCUGAAAAGAUAUCGUUAGAAACCCUGCGCUCGGAAGUAAUGGAGAAAGUUGUUAAAGUGGUCAUUCCCGCCAAAUACAUUGAUGCCAACACCAUUGUCCACAUCAAUCCCUGUGGACUCUUUGUUAUCGGUGGACCAAUGGGUGACGCUGGGCUUACAGGAAGAAAAAUCAUAGUAGACACUUACGGAGGCUGGGGCGCCCAUGGCGGCGGUGCAUUCUCUGGCAAGGACUUCACCAAGGUUGACAGAUCAGCAGCAUACGCAGCACGCUGGGUGGCCAAAUCACUGGUUAAGGCCGGUCUCUGCAAGCGCUGCCUUGUCCAAGUGUCCUAUGCAAUUGGUCUUGCUGAGCCUCUCUCCAUAACUGUGUUCGACUACGGAACUUCCCACAAGUCACAAAAAGAACUUCUGGAUAUCAUCCGUAAAAACUUUGACCUCAGGCCCGGCAAGAUUGUCAAGGACCUAAACCUGCGCCAGCCGAUAUACCAGCGAACAAGCACUUAUGGACACUUCGGUCGCGCGGGCUUCUCAUGGGAGGAGGCCAAGCCUCUGGAGACUGAUAACUGACUAGACGCUGAAGCGUUGCAACCGCAGUCACCAUAUGCUAAAAGGUCGAAGCUAUCCUUAUAUUCAUCAGCGUCAAAAUUAACAGAUACCCAAGCACCAACGUAAUUUUUAGUGUCGUUUUUAAAGCCUAAAGUCAGAGGAAAAGGCGGCAUAAGCUUGCCAACUCUUAUGUGCUUUCUUCUCUAACUGAUUCUGUGCUCUUCGCUAUAUAAUUUAAACCAUUCUUAUGUGUGUAGUCUUCUCACACAGAACUAGUUUUAGUCGUCUUAAUACCCGCAUAUACACCUAAUAGAGAGCUCCAAAACAAUUGAUGAGCUUUAGUUAUGCAUAUACAUAGUAUAGUGUCGGUCAGUUCAGUAAAAAUUAAAAGCCGUAGUUAGUACCUCCUUUAAUUAUCAUGCAACUUUAUUAUGUUGGUGUCUAUGGAAAUUGUAUAAAACAGUUAAAUCAGUUGCCUAGAAAUUAUGCAACAUUCUCAUGUCCCCAUUGUAAACUUAUUUUUGUCUCUUUUAACAUUUCUAUUUGUUGUAUGCGUUGUAUAUGUUUAACCUAAAGUUUUAAACAACUCGAUUGUAUGUACAUUACACUCUGUCUUUGUAUUUUCUGUAACCAACCAUAAGAUAAUGUAUUUUCCUUUACAAAAAUAUAUUAAAGAUAAAGAUGAAAAGUUUAA
Messenger RNA from Drosophila simulans, 2333 nucleotides. RefSeq names its product S-adenosylmethionine synthase (gene Sam-S). The record is from RefSeq and is a predicted model, not a curated record. Gene Ontology annotation, cellular component: cytosol. Gene Ontology annotation, molecular function: methionine adenosyltransferase activity; ATP binding. The transcript is spliced from 7 exons. NCBI's taxonomy places the organism in Eukaryota, Metazoa, Arthropoda, Insecta, Diptera, Drosophilidae. Gene Ontology annotation, biological process: S-adenosylmethionine biosynthetic process. Bases 434 to 1660 code for a protein of 408 amino acids.